AGAAUAAGAUACUGAAAUACAUACAGCUCAUACACAGAAUGACAGAAGACUGGUCCAUUACUCAUGUUGAAUGAAGCAUCCUCUCCUUUUCUCUCUCAUUAUUACACCGACAGAGCAUAACAAAACAUUACCUUAUAUCUCAUAGCUUGAUAAACCUCUAGAGCCAAAGGAAAAAAAAAAGUGGAGUUUGAAGAAAUGAAGUACUCAAUGAGACUAGGGUUUCUCUCAUUUUUGUUAGUAGUGUUGCUUGUUGUGACAAGUUCAAAUGGAGAAGACCCUUAUAGGUUCUAUACUUGGAAUGUUACCUAUGGAGAUAUUUAUCCUCUUGGAGUUAAACAACAGGGGAUAUUGAUAAAUGGACAGUUUCCAGGACCACAGAUUGAAUCUGUCACUAAUGAUAACUUGAUUGUUAGUGUUUUCAAUAGCUUGGAUCAACCUUUCCUUAUUUCUUGGAAUGGAGUGCAGCAGAGGAGGAAUUCAUGGCAAGAUGGAGUAUAUGGAACAAACUGUCCAAUUCCACCAGGGCAGAACUUUACUUAUGUUCUUCAAGUAAAAGAUCAGAUUGGUAGCUACUUUUACUUUCCCUCCCUUGCAUUACACAAGGCCGCAGGUGGUUAUGGUGGCAUCAAAAUUAACAGCCGCCCUAUGAUUCCUGUACCGUUUCCUCCUCCAUCGAAUGAUUUCACCAUAUUGGCAGGAGAUUGGUACAACAGAAAUCACACUGAUUUGAAGGCCAUUCUAGACAAUGGAAGUGACCUUCCUUUACCAGACGGGCUUAUCAUCAAUGGUCGCGGUUCUAAUGCUUACACAUUCACGGUUGAUCAAGGCAAUACAUACAGAUUCCGGAUAUCAAAUGUUGGACUCACAACUUCCAUCAAUUUCAGAAUUCAAGGUCAUAAGAUGAAACUAGUUGAAGUGGAAGGAAUCCACACACUACAAAACACUUAUGAUUCCCUUGAUAUUCAUUUGGGGCAGAGUUACUCUGUAUUGGUUACUGCUGAUCAACCACCACAAGACUAUUAUAUCGUUGCUUCAACACGAUUUACCUCUCAAAUAUUAACAGCUACCUCCAUACUUCACUACAGUAACUCGGCAAAAACUGUUUCUGGUCCUCCCCCAGGUGGCCUCACAUCUCAAAUCGAUUGGUCUCUUGAACAAGCUCGCUCCCUCAGGAGGAAUCUUACGGCUAGUGGACCAAGACCUAAUCCGCAAGGAUCUUACCAUUAUGGUUUGAUAAACACGACGCGUACAAUAAGACUUGAAAACUCUGCACCAGUUAUCAAUGGCAAGCAAAGAUAUGCUGUUAAUAGUGUUUCGUUCAUCCCUGCCGAUACACCACUUAAACUGGCGGAUUACUUCAAGAUCUCGGGAGUUUUCAGCCUUGGAAGUAUUCCGGACAAUCCCACAGGUGGUGGUGGUUACCUCCAAACUUCUGUUAUGGCCGCUGAUUUUCGAGGCUAUGUCGAGAUUGUAUUUGAAAAUCCUGAAGACAGUGUGCAAUCUUGGCACAUUGAUGGCCAUCACUUCUUUGUUGUAGGAAUGGAUGGAGGCCAAUGGUCAGCUGCAAGCAGGUCAAAUUACAAUUUAGGAGACACAAUUUCUCGUUGCACAGUUCAGGUGUACCCCAAAUCAUGGAGUGCAGUGUACAUGCCUUUGGACAAUGUGGGAAUGUGGAAUGUUAGGUCCGAGAAUUGGGCUCGUCAGUACUUAGGACAACAAUUUUAUCUUCGUGUGUAUUCUCCAGCUAAUUCAUGGAGAGAUGAGUACCCAAUACCAAGUAAUGCUUUGCGGUGUGGUCGAGCCGUAGGUCACUGAAUUCGGUCGUUAUAAGCUUCAUUCAUUCUCUGUGAAGCGCUAACACAUACACGGACAUGAUACCAAAAUAUCGGGGCUCACAAUAUUGAAAACUAGACAUGCAUUCAAUAUGAAGUAUCGGUGCUGAAUAGUUUGUUUCUCUUUCAAGGCUUAACUCGAGCCAAUUUUCCUUUGUACUAGUCAAGAUUACUAUAGAUGAUAAAUUAUAGGCCAUAGAUUGCUCUAUUUGUUGUAUUCUUAAAUCAAAAUUUAAUUCACUGUUUAAUUUUCCACAUGACAUUCAUAUGCUAACUAUAUGUAUUGUUAUACGUCAGUUUGAAUUUGUUGUUAGGCAAUGAGACAAUGAUGUCUUGGAUAGGCAUUCAACAA
Messenger RNA from Medicago truncatula (barrel medic), 2184 nucleotides. RefSeq names its product L-ascorbate oxidase homolog. The record is from RefSeq and is a predicted model, not a curated record. The transcript has 8 exons. The coding region runs from base 196 to 1815 and encodes 539 amino acids. NCBI's taxonomy places the organism in Eukaryota, Viridiplantae, Streptophyta, Magnoliopsida, Fabales, Fabaceae. Gene Ontology annotation, molecular function: oxidoreductase activity; copper ion binding.